AUGGAACAAGAACGACCGCCUCAUUUUUGGCUGGCUAUCAGUGAGCACCGCCACACUGUGAUACCGGGCCAACACAGCACUGCAGUUCUUCAUCACCGCAUCGCAGCCGAGUACGAACGACAGCCGGAAUACAUGUGCAUCAGUGAUCCCGCACCCGACUGUCUUGUUUCUGACUUCCUGCAUCAUGGCUAUCGGGUACAUGGUAUCGUUGCGGUGUCUGUACGGUCUGAAAACUUGUUGCCAGGACCCAAUCUAGGCGUGUAUGCGUUUUUUGAUUGCCGGUCAUUUGGUCAUCACGUUCGGCCGUUCUUUGAAGGAGAAGGCAUUCAAGAUAUCGCUCAGUACCUACGAGUGCUACAAGCUGAAGCCGCCUAUGCAGGCCCACUCAGCAUCACCAGCGGACAGCAGUCCGGCAACCUUGCCAUGUUUACUGAAGGAACUGUAUUUGAAGUCUGUCCGACUUUACAUACUGAAGCUGUCGAGCCCGCACAGGCAUCAAGGUCUACCGAUGCUAUCGCAUAUGCACCCCAGGGUCCAAUGCCAGAGGCUAGCCCCCAACCAGGUGAAGAUCUGAAAAGUGACGACGGCACAUGCUCUACCGCCACCGUUCGAGCUACUUUUCUUGUGCUAAGGCCGGAAUGCGAAAAUCUCACAGUGCAUUGCGAGUUUGAAGCACCAGCUUCCGCGCAGGAUGCUCUCGAUGCUGUUGCACUUGCCAUGCCACAUGACGUGUAUUUGCACUGGUCCCAGGUGCGAGAGGUGAUUCCACAGAUUUCCCCACAGUGGGGCGUCGCUCUUGCCCUACCUGCCUGGGCGCAUGAGGAGCCCAUCCUGAUAUACAACCUCCUUCGUGUUGAUGGUCGGUUGUAUGCUGCAACCACGGCCUUUGAACUUACUCGAGAAUACUUGUGUCGCUCUGCCAAGGUUUCCGCUGAUGAAGUCGAUGUGUAUGCCUACGGCAAUGCUCGUCCCCUUGAUGACAGCGACAUUCUUGAGGUUGAGCCCUACCGGGUCAUCUUUUUCGUGCCGAAACAUUCAGACCCUUCGGUUGGCCAUUCCUUCCGGGCUAUGCUCUGCACACCCUACUCCUGGUUCAAUUGCACCAUGCCCCCGCCUGUUGGCGGGCAUACCACCCGCACAUUCUGCCUUGUCACACAUGCGUGGCAUCGCCAGCACGACUUUGCACAUGCAGAGGCCCCCUUCAAGACAGAACUUGCGGAAACUCUUGGCAUUGCCACCACAGACCUGCGGCUACAAUUUGCAGUGCCCUGUCACCAUGAUGUCGUUCUUGACGGUGUUACUUGCCGCAGCAUUGUCGCAGCAACAAACAAUCGUCAGGAUGUCGCGUUUGUUGACUGCCGACCCAUCCUCCAAGGAUGGCAUUUGUUGCAGUUUCAGCACGGGCGAUACUCGCAUUCCGACCUUGUUCAAGAACUAGGUCACUUUAUGCCCGCUCAGCAUCAGGUGCAAAUCGAUGGAGCUGAGAUUGACGACGAUGACUUACUGCUGGUGCCAGGACAGGUACUGAUUGCCCAGUUCGUGCCUCUCACGUCGCCAUCUCAGCAUGAAGAGGAUGUUGAGUCUGAAGACUCCUCCGAUGGCGCUGAUCCCAGUGACGACUCGGCAGAUACCAUGGGUCAGGACACCACUACGGCGCCAGCAGAUUCUGACGGCGAGCAUCUCUUUGAUGACGACCCAAGAUUCGAUGGCGCCACUGCGCGCUCACGCAGCCGCACACCACCACGGCAACAGUCUGCCGCAGUUCCUCGUUCAGCAUUGAUGCGUCUUUGUUCGGUUGCUGCCCUCAUCGUUCUGGUCUCAGGUAUUAUUUGCUUCGGUGACUCCACCCGAUCGCAACCAGCCCACCUCGAUUUAAGCAUGCACUCGCACGGCCUACUGACCUACGCCUGUGUUCGGAGGCCAACCGGCUAUCGAGACAGCAUCUUCGACCAGAUUGGUCGUCCACUCAUUCGACUCUGGGGGAGUGUGGGGAUGCUGCUAUUCUUGGGACUUGUCUUGGGCAGACACCUGCGACAGUGCAAGACUUAUUGUGAACCCAGCUGCUCCACACCCGCCGAGCACUCCAGGCUAAGCAGCCUACGACAAGCCACAACAGCUCUCGGACUCAUCUGGCCAUACGAUCCUGCUUACCAGCCACAUGGCCUCAACCCGGAUGAGCCACCCACUCCUGUGUCAGAAGCCUCUGACACGGAAUCCAUCGCGUGGGCCACUGCGUUGAUCUACACUCCUGGGACCGAUCCUGAAUUCCUGACCGUGGCUUUCCGCUUUCCUGCCACGUUGGCAGAAGGCACUGCAAUGAUCCAGGCAGAAAGGGAGCCAUCCCAGGCUCGCAACUUCCCGCAGCUUGUUCCUGCGCGACCACAAACAAUUUCAGGGGCCAGCGCAUGGGUAGCAGCACCACACUGGGACCCUGAUAAGUGCAUACUCCUUAUCGAUCUUACAAGAUGGGAUGGCAGGGCCUUUGCCACGGUAUGUCCCACGUACUUGACCAGGACAGAUGCACUCAGCAUUGCAGGCCUCUCAGAGCAACAUCCUGUACAUGUGUACCUUGGAGAUGACCUUACACCGCUUGGCCAGCACCCUCAGCAUGCCCGGCAGGGAUUGACACUGACCAUAUCCCCUACCGGACACCAGCCGGAUCUUCAGGUCCAGGUUGAAGUCAUGAUGCAGCACCCUGCUAUGUGGGCACAGGACUUCGACUUUCCGCCUGAUGACCGAGUGGCCUACUGUGUCGUACAGGGUGAUCAACACCUACUCCUUGAGUAUGACCAAAAUCGGCCUACGCAGUACCGUCGCCAGCUUGCGGCUGCUCUAGGUCUUCAACGGGAUGACAUUUCGGUUUUCCCUUCCAGCCCUCGGGUUACCAAUGUCGCAUUAGAAGGAGUUCAUUGCCGCACAGUGUUAGCUGUUACUGAUGUCAGCACCGUGACACCCUCGGGCCGCGCAUUUCUGAUCAUGAUUGAUUGUCGCCCCCUCCUGCAAGGAUGGCGAACGAUAUUCAUCACCGAUGGCCACCUCCACGUCGAAAGCACAAGGGAUGCCAUCCAGACAGUUGCGCCCCAGGCUUUUGCUGUGGUUUUUCCGGAGAUACCCACAGGUGAAGCCUUGUAUCCCGUUCUGCCAGGGCAGGUCUUGCUAGCAGAGGUUGAGCCACGAGCAGCUCCCUCCCUACAAACCCUGCCUGUCCGCCCGCCCCCAGAUGAUGUCCAGCUGCCUACCGCUUUCUCUUCUGGUGCGGCCAACAGCUCCGUCGAUGCGGUCACUACUGCCACUCAGGCGGAGCACCCUGCUGAUACCCCGAGGCAAAAUACCGUUGCAGACGAUAUCGAGCCAGCCCCUCGUGCGAUCGGCCAGUUUGUCGAAGCAACCUUCCUUGCUCUAGCCCCGGGAUAUGUGCCCGAGGUUGUCACAAUUAGGGUCAGCAUUCCUCAGACACCACAUGCUUUGCUCGCUAUUGUGUCGGCGGCACGUAUGCCAGACCCACGCCGACGAUUUCCUAGGCUGCUCCCUGUGUGCACUCAGACCUUCCCUCAUUGGGGUACUCUGGUAGCUAGCCCCUCUUGGGAUUCCCCUGGGAUAAUUGCAUGCUUCGACAGCCGGGUAGACAAUCGGCUUUACGCUCUCGACGUACCUCCUCUUGUCACGAGAGCUGAUGUGCUGCGACUGGCAGGCGUCAAUGACGACACCAACAUCCUUGUCUACCAUAACAACACUCCCUGGCCCAUGGAUGCCGACACACAGAUCCAGGUUCACUUAGCUGAUUUGUUGUUGCUGAUGCCACGAGGACAUGGAUUCUUCGUUACCGCAGACUUCAGUGAUAUGAUUAGGGACCCCGCCGUGUGGCAACCACCGCCUGCAUUUCCUGGUAACCACAGAAACAACACUUGGAUCAUGAGCGAUGCCGGCAGCUUCAUCCAUGUUAUGCGGCGCGGGCGCGGCCACCUUCUUCGCCAGGACUUGGCGCAGCUACUGCAGUGCGUGCCAGCGCAGCUGAUUCUUGUCCCCGCACAAAUGCCUGUUUUUGACCACAUGCAGACAGGCGCUCUUCUCAGAGGUCUGCUUGUUGCUACCCUGGCCGCCCCGGGCAACACAUACCAUACCCCCAGGGCACCCAUUGUUGUACUGGACAGACGCCCGAUCCUACUCGGGUAUGCGUGGAUUUCUGCGCCCAAUGGUUUGAUGCAACCAGGCCCCCUUCAAGCGCGACACCAAGCCAGGUGCCCCAUUGGUCAUGUACUGGGGUACACCCAUAACGGGUCGCGACCGCGGCCAUUGCAAUUCCCCGUCCGAGUGCAGGACGGUGACAUCAUCACCAUUGAGUACCUCACUCGGACUCAGGCACUUGAGGCGCCUCCUCCCACCCCUCCACCUAGUUCCCCGCCUGAUUCUCCUGACGGCGAAACCAGGUCACACAACUUGUCGUCUGCACCCGGCGCCCCCCCUCAGGCCCGUGCUGGUGGUGCAGCGCACCCUGUGACUACGUAUGAUGCUGGAACAGAUGGCACCUACCGCACCAUUUACUGUGACGGCAGGUCGCUCUUGCGUUGCAAUGAUGACGCUGUGCGCAGGGACCGACGCAGCACACUUUGGCAUAGUCGAGUAGUCAAGUGGCAUUAUGCUUCUUUGCGGGACGCCUUUGUUGAAGGCAGGCGCAAUGCCACCCCUGUCCUCCUGUGCCUACUAGCGUCUGGUGCCGCUUGUGCCGUCUUUAUGUACUGUAUUUGCUGUCCUCUACAUCUCUGUGCCCGACUCCUCAGCAAGCCCAACGCAUCUCUGUUGCUUUUUCUCUGCUGCCUUGGCACGCAAACCGUACGAGCUGCACCCACAGAUCAUGGCUUGACGGCCCUACCAGUUGUUACGUGCCAGUCGAGUGUACUUUCGCAUCAACAUUUCCCCAAACCUCGGCUAGUGCCCACGCCAUGUCGAAGUGGAUCGUACUGGGACACAGCACGGCAGGAUGAGCAUGCACAGCAGAUCCCGGGACCCACAUUGUUGGAGCAGGCCAUCAAGGAUCCGGCCUCUCCAGCCAUGAUGCAUGCGGCUACCUUGCUGGAGGUGCUAAUUGAGCACUAUGAGGCCGACCGACAUGACGCGGGGAAGGCACACAUUGCUCAACCUGAGCACUUAGCCCCAAAUAGACCUGCUUCGGUUUAUGAUGACCCAACCUGCCCAACCCAGAUCCGACUUGCUGACAUCGUGCCAACCACACCGUUUCAGCAAGAUGUCCUUGCGCUGGAUAACCUUUUGGCCUUUCGCUUUCGGCCACAAGGGCAAGAUUGGCUGGAUAAUGACCUCGAGCCUCUUCUCCAGGACCGUAAAGUGCCACUGGAAUUGCGUACGGCCCUUGUCAACACGUCCACUUGGGAUUCUGUUGGGCGGCCCACACUUGUCCAUAUUGACAUUUAUACUGACGGCUCCGCCGCACAAGAUGUCAAUGAUCUGCUACCAUGUGCGUGGGCUUUCGGUGUGUGGGCCUCCACCUCAGCAGGCACAGUCCUUGUUGGCCACGCCAGUGGCACCGCCACCCCUCCGGGCACCCCUUAUCAUGUAGGGGAGGCCAGCGACACGCCGCAAGUCGCCGAGCAGCUUGCACUAUUCUGGGCACUCAGCUGGAUUGUAGAAUGGGCUCCGGGCUAUCAAUGCCCCGUUACCAUGCAUUAUGACUCUCUCGUCGCAGGCCGGGGUACGUUUGGCGACUGGCAGCUGCCCGCCGAGCCCGGUACCGGGAAAGCCUCAGAUCUUGCACACCAUCUGGUGCACCUUCGACAGAUCGCCAGCUGUGUAGUCCCUUUGACACACCAACAUGUCAAAGGACAUGCAGGUGUGCUACAAAAUGAGUUGGCUGACCAACUCGCCAAACAAGCGAGACGGCAACCCGAGGAUUUGUGGAACCGUCUGCUGCCUCUUUGGCCAGCGUUACUGGUCGAGCAUGGGCUCGCAGCAUGGGCAUGGAUGCUCUUCGACACCUCAUGGGAUGUACCUACGCUCUUCAGCCUCCAAACGGAGGCCUACCGUAUGCAAAUUCUGGACGACCGUCCGGGUUGCGCGCCCUUUGCACCGCCGGUGCAACACAUCAGAGCUGCCAAGUGUUCCUAUGACUUUGCAGCCAUCACCUAUAAUGUCCUCACGCUCCGCGAUACCGCGGCCCCCCAACAACGCCAGCACAUCGGCAUGCGCUUACCAGGACGCAAAGCCCUUCUCAAGGCGCAGCUCAACGACUUGUCCCCUCUGUUUGUGGGAAUGCAAGAAACACGGUUACCAGAGGACAGUGUCCAACCGGACAAUGAUUACCUCAUCUUGCAAUCCAGUGCAACAGAGCGCGGGCAAGGUGGUUGCGCGCUGUGGAUCGCUAAGCAUGUGCCCUAUGCUUACUGUGCCGGUAAGCCCUGUUUUGUCACUCCAGAUGCGGUUAAUGUGCUCAGUGCCUCUCCACGGCAUCUGGCGGUCACUGUUUCUGCGACACACUUGCAUCUUGUCGUACUUGUUGCGCACUGUCCAUCAGCUGCUAAGGCACCCAUUUCGGAGUAUGAAGGCUUUUGGCGGCAGCGAGUCCAUGAUUUGACCCGUCGACCACCUGGAUACGAUUUCCUGGUGCUGGCUGACGCCAAUGCCCGUGUGGGCAGCAUUACCUCCGAGUGUGUUGGCCCGUACGGCAGUGAAACCGAAAACCCUCCGGGCGAGGUUCUUCAUGAGGUGCUGCAUGCCCUGGCAGCUUUCCUCCCUACAACCUUUCCUGACAUUCACUCCGGACCCAGUGCCACCUGGGUGUCACCAUUUGGGGAUGGCCACCGCAUCGACUACUUCCUGGUUCCACAGCAUUGGAGUAGUUUCUCCCUCCAGACCCGAGUUCUUACUCAUUUAGAACUGCUGCAGGCCAAAGAUGAUCAUUUCCCAGUCCAUCUUCGAUGCACCGGCUCGCUGCAAGCACCCCCAGCUUUUUACCAGCCUAAAUUGGCUUCCCCGGUCAGGCCAAUUCGACCCGACAACUCGCAGAUGAUGGCCCACCUGCAGCAGAAGCUUGGAGGUUUCGUGCCACCGCCUUGGCAUGUAGAUGUAGAUGACCACUACCACAGCCUUGCGGCCUUCUGGCGAAAUGUCGGUGGUGAGUGGGAACCCACAACCACCCGUCAGCCAACCCAGCCUUACAUCAGUCCAGCCAGCGAGCAUCUUGUGCACUUACGACAGGGCCUACGACAGUAUCUCAAGCAGGAGGCUGGAGAUCGGCAACGUUGUCGUCUCAUCGCAUGUUUCGCAGCCUGGCUGCUUCUUGUCCGAGGCAGCUCAUUUAGCCCGGAGCAACUAGCCACCGUUGCUCGGUGGACGGCAGAUCUUGACUACAGUGAGGCGGAAGCCUGGCACCGAUUCCACAAUGCCGGAGAGCUAUUACGACGACAGGUCGCGAUGGAUCGCCGUGCCUACUUGCAGCAACUCGCUAGCGAGGUGUCCCUCCAAGAUGUGCGCAACCCCAAGCGCUUGUAUGCCGCAGUCCGCAAGGCUUUCCCGACCACCAGGCCGGCUAAGCGCUCAUCCAUUAAGGCACUGCCAGCAGUUGAAACGCCCUCCGGCGAACUUGCCGUUACGGCCGAGGACCGCAUUGCCACCUGGCGUGACCACUUCGCAGCUCAGGAAACGGGUAAAGCUAUCACGAGCACCCAAUAUAUCGAACAUAUGCGAAAUCUCCCCACCGGGACGGGACCCUGUCUCUUUGACAUCAGAGCCUUACCCACGCUUGGGGAAGUUGAAGCCAUCACCCUUACGCUGCGUACCGGGAGAGCAGCCGGGGCUGAUUCCAUCACUAGCGAAUUGCUGCAGCUCCAUGUCCCUACUACCGCGCGACAGCUUUUCGCUGUCUUCUUGAAGGCCACUGCAGGUAUAAGAGAACCAGUACUCUUCAGAGGCGGAGAACUGGUAUGCCUCGCCAAGAAAGCCGGUGCUACCUUACGGUGCAGUAGCUACCGCAGUAUCCUUAUUAGCAGCGUGCCCGGAAAGGUCCUUCAUAGACGCUUGAGGGGGCAACUUAUUGAAAGGCUUCAAGCAUCGCGCCCUGCGCUCCAAGCGGGAGCCAUCCCAAACGAGGGCAUUGAGCAUAUCUCCCUUGCAGCGCAAAGCUUUAUGCACCUGCAUGAGGCUCGCAGAGAGCCCUGGGCCCUCGUCUUUUACGACGUUCAAGCUGCCUUCUACUCCAUCAUACGGGAAUUGAUUACCCCCCACACUCACACUGACGAAGGCCUGCUAGAACUUUUGCACCGUAUGGCGCUGCCGCCAGCAGCUGUAAUUGAGUUGCGAGACAAACUGCACGGUUUGGCUUUGCUGCCGCAGCUCAAAACCAGCCCACAUGUCACUGCCCUUGUGCAGGACUUGUACAAGGGCACUUGGUUCCGCAUCACCGGCAGUGCCCUCCUCACCCUCACGGAACGGGGCACCAGACCCGGUGAUCCCGCCGCUGACGCUGUGUUUGGACUAGCCAUGUCAGCCCUGCUGCGAUCCAUUGAUACAGCAAUGGCUUCCGCCGGGCUGAUUCCCCAUGUUCCCACCGUUGAUGUUCCCCACCAGUGGGCUGACACUUCGGAUCCCGUUGGAUGGGGCUGCCCGGCGUGGGCAGACGACUUCGUGCAACCAAUUGACGGGGCCACCCCUCAUGCUCUUCUGAGUAGAGUUCAGCUUUCGGUUGGUUUAGUCUCUGCCAAGGUUUCUACGCUGGGCAUGAAGCUGACCUUUGAGAGGGAAAAAACCGCCGCACUGCUUCCCCCAUGGAUUCCGCGAGACUUGCCACCCCAGUGCCUCACUGAGGAAGGCAACGUCUACAUACCAAUCGUUGAUGCCCUUACCCGCGACGAACAUGUGUUGCUCUUAGUCGAUGCCUACAAGCAUCUUGGAGGUAUUAUCACUGCGAACGCCUCGCCGGUUGUUGAUCUCCAUCACCGGCACUCCCGUGCCCUGGCUGUGGUUAAGCCUCUACGUCGCCGGUUGUUUGCCUGCCGAGACAUUCCACUUGCCACAAGACGGACUUUACUCCGCUCUUUGGCUAUAUCCAAAUUUGCCCACACUGGGGCAGCGAUCUUCCUGCAGGCACCAUCGCCACCUUUGGCCCUAGCCCGUGCCCGAGCAAGCUUUCUGGCACGCCUUAGUGCAGCGGGACCCACUGUCCUCACAUAUCUUCUCUAUGCGCAUUGGAGUUGCCAUAAGCGGUCCUCUUGGCUUCACCAGCUAGAGCAAGAUUUUGAGGCCGUUUGCCUUUACGUCCCUGAUGUUGCCAACUGUGUGCCCAAGGACAAUGUUGUACCUGCCAUACUCGCUGCUCUGGUGGAACAGCCCCGUUGGCACUAUGCGCCCACCACGCAUUGCUUGGCCUGUCUUAAGCACUAUGGAACCGACAACCUGCUGAAAGAGAUUUCGUCGAAGGUCUAUGAAAUCGACACCACCCUCUUUGCACCGAUGCUACGCGGACCCCCAGGGUUCGAUCCCAGCUCGCCCAAGCAGCUGGGCAACAAGGGUGAGAAGCACUUGGCAAACACGCCGAUCUUCCUGCACUUCUGGAAGAAGCUGGCCGAAGCUGGUGUCUACAAGAAGUACAACUAUACGGUGAAAGUGGAUGUGGACACCGUGCUUCUUCCGGGACGUCUCUCGGGUCUCCUAGCUGGCCAGGACGAAGGUGCCACGUACUUCCUCAACACGGCCAAGGACAUGUACGGCAACUUCCUCCACGGCCCCGUGGAAAUCCUGUCCACGUCUGCGUUCUCGAUCUUCCGAGAUCAUUCCAAGGAGUGCGAGAAAAAGAUUUCCAAGUUAGCCUAUGGAGAGGACUUCUGGAUGAACAAUUGCUUAAAGCACCUGAAGGUGCAUGCCGUCGCAGGACUACCUCUCUUAUACGACAUGUACACCUACGGUGCAUAUGCCCAGAAGACAUGCGGCUGGCUUAUCCCAGAGAAGACGACGGGUCACACAGCGAUGACCUUUGCGGCGUACCACCCGUACAAGAACUUCUGGGAGUGGAUGCAGUGCCGAAUGCAGACCGGCGAAGCUCCAGGCUACCCUAUGGAGUUGCAGAAGCUGGCCGCUUCCAAGGCCGACACGCCCAUCGCCUUUGAGUUCAAGUACAGCCGGCCAGGCAUCCUCAGCGUUCUGAAGGACAAUCGCGCGACGGUGCCGGUUGCAGUGCUACUGCUUGCUCUGUGCGCAGGAAUUGUCAUGAGCUCGGCUUGGGCGGCAAACCUCCGACGUCAAUGCUGCGGGCAGAAGCUCUACAUCGAAGCAAACACCGUGACUGCGGGAACUGAAGAGCAAUCCUUACCCCUAACCGACGAGCUGAACAGCUCGGAGAUUGAGAAGCUUUUUCCAAGGGCCUUCCAGACGACCUGA
Molecule: messenger RNA, 10380 nt
Organism: Symbiodinium sp. CCMP2592
Lineage: Eukaryota; Dinophyceae; Suessiales; Symbiodiniaceae
Source: the annotation of a GenBank genome assembly